This is a messenger RNA of Periophthalmus magnuspinnatus, 439 nucleotides long. RefSeq names its product LSM7 homolog, U6 small nuclear RNA and mRNA degradation associated (gene lsm7). Bases 38 to 349 code for a protein of 103 amino acids. The record is from RefSeq and is a predicted model, not a curated record. The transcript is spliced from 4 exons. Gene Ontology annotation, cellular component: spliceosomal tri-snRNP complex; U2-type prespliceosome; Lsm1-7-Pat1 complex. Gene Ontology annotation, biological process: nuclear-transcribed mRNA catabolic process; mRNA splicing, via spliceosome. Gene Ontology annotation, molecular function: RNA binding. NCBI's taxonomy places the organism in Eukaryota, Metazoa, Chordata, Actinopteri, Gobiiformes, Gobiidae.
GCAUACUCAGGUUGUACUUCCGGGUCUGGUCGCUAACAUGGCGGAUAAAGAGAAAAAGAAGAAAGAAAGCAUUUUUGAUUUGUCAAAAUACAUUGACAAACCCAUUCGUGUAAAGUUUCAAGGAGGGAGAGAAGCCAGUGGUGUCCUGAAGGGUUUUGAUCCGCUGUUAAACCUGGUACUGGACGGGACCAUUGAGUACAUGCGUGAUCCAGAUGACCAGUUGAAGCUGACUGAGGACACACGGCAGUUGGGGCUGGUGGUCUGCAGAGGGACCUCUGUGGUGCUCAUCUGCCCUCAGGACGGCAUGGAGGCGAUACCCAAUCCUUUCAUACAGCAGCAGGAUGGCUGACAUCUCGCGCUGUUUGUCUCAGAUUGUUAUUUACAAUUUAUUUGGUUUUUUUUGUGUUUCUUAAAUGUUGUAAUAAUAAUUGCAUUACAU